CCUAAGCUGUGCAGGCAGCAAUCCGGUUUGGGACUGGUAUUAUGAAUGGUCAUGUGGAAGGAAGGAAAGGCGCGUCCGGGUGGUUGGACAUGGCACACAGUCGCAGUCUGAUUUGUGGCAGCUCUAGUCAUGGGGGCUUACUCUAGUAGCGGUGCACAUCUAGUAACGCUACGAGCUCUAGGUAGCUUGGAGCACCGUCCCCAUGUGCCCUUGCUGACAUCAGCCCGCGCUGGCCACCAAGAAUUUGCAGUCUUUCACCAAGUUCGACUUCGCUAUAGACUGGAGAUAUUUGUCAUUUUACCACAAGCAUUCGCCAAAGGCCCCACCAGCAACACUGCAAGCGAAUUCCUUGUCAAAACACAAUACGCACAUAUCAUUUUCGCCCCGCUUAAUGUGACGUCUUAAAGAGCAUUGCAAAUAACCAUUAACGUUAGGAAGCCGGCCAGGGCAGCGGAAGAGGAGGAGCGGGGUCGCCCAAGGGCGAGGACGGCUGCGAAGGCCACGCACUCUCCGGUGUAAGGCCAGGCAGCUGUGCCAUGGCAGAAGCAGCUCCCAUGGCGGGCCAAGCGCUGGAUCCGGCAGCGGCGGGCUUCAAUAACGCAGCGCAAGUGCAGGGAUACAACCAGAGUGCGGAGUUCUUCCUCAGCAAUUACCGGCUAGGGAAAACACUCGGCAUUGGUUCCUUUGGCAAGGUCAAGGUCGCGGAGCAUGUGCUCACGGGGCACAAGGUGGCGAUUAAGAUCCUCAACCGGCGUAAAAUCCAGCAGAUGGAGAUGGAGGAGAAAGUCCGUCGUGAGAUCAAGAUCCUGCGGCUGUUCAUGCACCCGCACAUCAUCCGGCUGUAUGAGGUGAUCGAGACGCCGUCUGAUAUCUACGUGGUCAUGGAGUACGUCAAGACCGGCGAGCUGUUUGACUACAUUGUGGAGAAGGGGCGGCUGGGGGAGGACGAGGCACGCCACUUCUUCCAGCAGAUCAUAUCCGGAGUGGAGUACUGCCACCGCAACAUGGUGGUCCACCGCGACCUCAAGCCCGAGAACCUGCUGCUGGACGCCAAGAUGAACGUCAAGAUCGCGGACUUUGGCCUGUCCAACAUCAUGCGCGACGGCCACUUCCUCAAAACCAGCUGCGGCUCGCCCAACUACGCCGCGCCCGAGGUGAUUAGCGGCAAGCUGUAUGCGGGCCCGGAGGUGGACGUGUGGAGCUGCGGCGUCAUUCUGUACGCGCUGUUGUGUGGAUCACUGCCCUUUGACGACGAGAACAUCCCCAACCUGUUCAAGAAGAUCAAGGGCGGCAUCUACAACCUGCCCUCACACCUCAGCCCGGGCGCGCGCGACCUGAUCCCGCGCAUGCUGCUGGUGGACCCGCUCAAGCGCAUCACCAUCCCCGAGAUCCGGCAGCACCCCUGGUUCAACAUGCACCUGCCGCGAUACCUGGCCGUCAUGCAGGCCGAGCCGGUGGUGGGCGUGCCGCGCAUUGAUGAGGAGAUCCUGGAGGAGGUGGUGCGGCUGGGCUUUGACCGGGACGGGCUUCUGGACUCGCUGCGCAGCCGCGCCGCCAACAAGGCCACCGUCACCUACUACCUCAUGACUGACAACAGGAGGAAGAUGCCCAGCAGCGGCUACCUGUCUGCUGACAUGGCGGAGGGCAGUACGGGGGCGGCCAUGGCGGCGGCGGGCAUGAGCCUACUGCCCUCGCCAGGCGCGACCGCGUCAGCAAGCGUGGCGGCGGCGGUGGGCGGCGGCGGCGGCGGCGGCGGCACGCCUCAGCAGCGGCUGGUGGCGGAGCGGCGGUGGCGGCUGGGCGUGCACGCGCGAGGCCACCCCUCGGCUCUCAUGGCGGAGCUAUACAGGGUGCUGCAGCUCAACGGCGUCGCCUGGAAGAAGGUGGCGCCCUACGCGCUCAAGUGCCGGGCCGCCGUGCGCAAGCCGCCGCCGCAGGAGCUGCGGCGCCGCAGCAGCGCCGGCGGCAGCGGCAGCGGCGCGGCGGGCGGGCCGGCGCGCAUGAGCGACGACCUGGAUGACCACAUAGAGCUGGAUGGGGCGGGCAGUGGCCCGCCGGGCGGCGCAGUGACCCCUGGUGGCGGCGGCGUCGCAGGUGUUGGCCUGAUCACCAGCGGCAGCCGGAGAGGGCUGGGCGGCGGCGCCAGCGGGUCUGACGUGGCGGGGGCGGCGGGCGUGCCGCCCGGCACCGGCGACGCGGAGACGCACUACGUGACACGUUUCGAGUGCCAGAUGUACAAGGUCCGGGACGACGAGUACGUGAUAGACAUUCAGCGUGUGGACGGCGAGCUGUUUCUGUUCAUGGACGUGGUGGGGCGCGUGCUCACUGACCUGCGCAUGUGAGGGGGGGUGUUGGCAGCAGUGGAGGCAGCACUGGAGGCCGCGUGCUCACAGACCUGCGCAUGUGAGGGGGGGUGUUGGCAGCAGUGGAGGCAGCACUGGAGGCGGCGUGCUCACCGAUUUGCGCAUGUGAGGGGGCGGCGGCAGCAGUGGAGGCAGCACUGGAGGCCGCGUGCUCACAGACCUGCGCAUGUGAAGGGAGGGCGGCAGCAGUGGAGGCUGCACUGGAGGCCGCGUGCUCACCGACCUGCGCAUGUGAGGGGGCGGCGGCAGCAGUGGAGGCAGCACUGGAGGCCGCGUGCUCACAGACCUGCGCAUGUGAAGGGAGGGCGGCAGCAGUGGAGGCUGCACUGGAGGCCGCGUGCUCACCGACCUGCGCAUGUGAGGGGGCGGCGGCAGCAGUGGAGGCAGCACUGGAGGCCGCGUGCUCACAGACCUGCGCAUGUGACAAGCAGGCAGGAGGCGAUGGGGGCGAGCCUGGCUGCGCAUACGAGCAGUCAAGGAAGCAGGCAGUUGGUGCGAGGAGCGAGGAAGCGGCGGUGGAGGCUGCGACGGCGUGCAAUUGUUGUUGUGAAGGGGCAGCACGCACAUGGGCAGUCGCAGCAGCUGUCAGCCGCGCCCCAGGGCUCACCACAGCGCUAAGUGCGAGACAGCCCGUGGGAGAAGGAGCGUGAGCCAUCAGCGGAGGCGGCAAAGCAGGAGCAGGGGGGAGCAGGAGGCAGUCACUUCAGCCACUGUCCAUUAUCAGGAGGCUGUGGUUGGCUGUGGUCGGCGGUGUGUGUGUUCGGUGUGGUGUGGGUGUGUGUGUGUGUGUGUGUGUGUGUGUGUGUGUGUGUGUAUGUGUGUGUAUGUGUGCGUGCGUGUGUGUGUGUGUGUGUGUGUGUGUCUUUGUUUUGCAUGCAUGCACGCGCGAAUAGCGUUGAAUGGUUGGGCCAUGCUUUCAAAGGCUUGCCGAGGAGGUCGCGACACACCGGGGCCGGGGCACAGCCGUCCAGACGGAGGUGGAACAAUUUUGUAGGGUUGAAGCUGGUGCGGGUGGGGAAGAGGGGGCUGCUGUGAUUUGCGUGGAUGAGGUAGGCGGGUGGUUGGAGGAAGGCGGGGAGGGCAGCAGGCGCAGCAGGGUGGGGAAGGAUCGAAGGAGGUUGGUGAGGCGACCUGGUGCACCAUGAACGGAUGAGAUAUAGACUCGCCGGUUUUACGGCAGGCAUGUGAAUUGUGGGUGCUGAUAGUGCGUCUUUGCUGCAAGGUGUUCAGUUAGGUGAUCAAAGGUGCCGCGUUCAUUAUUAGCGGCUAGGCACCGCGACUUGCACGCGGAGCUGGACAACCUGAUUACUCGUGAUGCCUUGCCACUCGCCAGCUUGGCUGCCAGGGCUCUAACAAUCGCUGUUGCAUGCGGUGAUUGCGGUCCUUGCAUGCACCACGUGCUGUGUGUGAUGCGCUCAAGAAGGCGACGGUGUGCACGCCCUGCUGUGCACUGUGCGAUGUGGUGCGCAGUGCCGUGCUUUGUGAUGCGAAGAAGUGCGCAGCGGAUGGCGUGUAGGGUGAGUGGCUGACAAAAGUGGAUGCAUGCCGUUUGUAGAUGUUGCUCGCGGAGGUGGUUGCGAGGGUGGUGUGGGGGCGCAUUGGCUGCUGCGAGCAUCAAGCCUCAGUCGUGCGGUUGAGCCAGCAGUACAUGCUGCAUGACAGCAUGACUGCAUGAUAGCAUGACAGCAUGAGUUGGGCAGACGGACAUUCCUGGCACCACGCUCCCGUGGCGCAGCGGACCUGGCUAGCCUGCUGGGCGAGGGACGGUUGGUGUUCGUUGUAGCGCCGCUAAACCUUGUGUCCAGUAUGUUUGUGUGCGGGUCGGCUGAUUGCAGCCGUUGCCAAAGCACUUUGCAGGAAGAGACAGUCCGUUCGGGCCCUCAUCCCGAGCGGCCCAGCCGGAGAGAAGAGAACCCCUCUACUUGGCAGCCGGCCUCCCGAAACUUACGCAACAUGAGUGACUUCCCUCGGGCGAGAUAGAUUGGGCACUUCUGGGGGUGCAUUCUCGCCGCGUGGGGUUGCAUACGGUCCCCAAAUCUCGCC
Molecule: messenger RNA, 4406 nt
Organism: Chlamydomonas reinhardtii
Lineage: Eukaryota; Viridiplantae; Chlorophyta; Chlorophyceae; Chlamydomonadales; Chlamydomonadaceae
Exons: 17
Coding region: 555-2342 (595 amino acids)
Biological process (GO): protein phosphorylation; intracellular signal transduction
Cellular component (GO): cytoplasm
Molecular function (GO): ATP binding; protein serine/threonine kinase activity
Source: RefSeq, a predicted model, not a curated record